Messenger RNA from Cololabis saira (Pacific saury), 1797 nucleotides. It is a transcript of the gene plekhj1, whose product is annotated as pleckstrin homology domain containing, family J member 1. The record is from RefSeq and is a predicted model, not a curated record. Gene Ontology annotation, cellular component: trans-Golgi network; early endosome; recycling endosome. NCBI's taxonomy places the organism in Eukaryota, Metazoa, Chordata, Actinopteri, Beloniformes, Belonidae. The transcript has 6 exons. Bases 253 to 729 code for a protein of 158 amino acids. Gene Ontology annotation, biological process: receptor recycling; endosome organization; retrograde transport, endosome to Golgi.
AACGUAGGUCCGGUGUGUAGUGUGACGUUGGACUUCAGCGUACAUACUUGCCCGCUGAAAUGAUCAACCUCUCCAAAUCAUAUGUCUUCAGCUAACAAAGCGGCGGACUUAAGGAAACAAACACAAAAGACAAUUACGUCGUAUUGCUGUUAGACAACUCCAUGAUGUUUUCGUUUAGAGAAACGUGCCAGUCUUAGCCCAAAGCUUCCUGUUUCUGUGUCCUCGCUGAAUGUUCCUCCAUCGGUGACCGCCAUGCGUUUCAACGAGAAGGAGCUGGUGAGCCUGAGCCGCCAGCCGGCGGAGAUGGCGGCUGAACUGGGGAUGCGGGGACCCAAGAAAGGAGACGUCAUGAAGAGGAGGCUAGUGAAACUAGUCGUUAACUUCCUCUUUUACUUCCGGACUGAUGAGGAUGAGCCAAUCGGAGCUUUGCUGUUGGAGCAGUGCAGGGUGGAGAGGGAGGACAAGCAGACUUUCUCUAUCGUGUUUCUAGAUGAAGCAGAGAGGAAGUACCUGUUUGAAUGUAACUCUGAGGAGCAAUGUGGGGAGUGGAUAGACUCAAUUAUAAAAGCGAGUUAUGAGUUUAUGAGGAAAAACCUUAUAUUCUAUCGAACUGAAAUCCACAGACUUACUGGAAAGGACCCAUUGGAACAAUAUGGUAUAUCUGAUGAAACCCGCUUCCAGGUGAGCAAUGGUCUACACCUUGGGUCUAGAGAUGCAUCCUCCUUGUAGACCUGUGUUCAGAUUAUUUUCAUUUGAGAACCUACCAUUCCAACAUGUGUUUCACACUGGUUUUAGAACCGCACCAUUACUCUUAAAGCUUCAGUUUUGUUUUUCAUUUCUUUUUUUUUUGUCUAAGAGGUGCAAAGAUCACAUAACAUGGUUUCUUACGACAUGUAAAAUUACAACUCAAAUCAUAUGUAUUUUAUGAUUGUCAGGUAAUGAUGGGUUUUUGUAAAACUAAGCACUUUUAAAAUAUAUUUUUAGAGGAUAUAACAUACCUUUUUAUGUCUUAUUUUCAGACUUCUGCCUUAGUUAAUAAGUGAUCUGUAAACAUGUUUUUAUAGUAUGAUUUUUAUCUGGAACGUUCAUUAGAUUAUAUUGAGAGGCUGUGAUUGGGUGUGUGGCUUUCAUUCUGUGAGUGUUUAGUUUCAAUCUAGCACAUAUAAACAUUUGGCGUACACCAAAUCAAAUCUGACAAAAUACUUUUUAGUUUUAUUUUUUUGAGAAACUUACAAUCUGUACCUUGCUUAAGUUGCAAAAACUAUAGCAGAAUAAUUGCUGAUUUGAACUUCACAAAGCAUUUGACCUGCUGAGUUGAGCCACAAAAUGAAAAAAUGUUUUCAGCUGUCCUUGUCCUGUUUUUAUUUACCGUGUAACCUAUGUAGACUGUUUUUUUAAACUAUCCUUUUGCACAUGUUCCUGGGUGUUGAGGGUUCAUUUUUAAUAGAAUUGCAGUAAUUUACUUGAACCUUUUAUCUACCUUUUUUGUGUCGCUGUGAAUGAAAUUCUUUUGGGUAAAUUGUUGGACCACAUAAGGAAAACACUCUUGUCUCUUGAUUCCUUAAACAUUAAACAUGACAUUUGCAACAUUUCAGAAAAGAGAACAUUUUGCUCUCAGCCAUAUUUCCCCAUAAGGUUUGCUACGUCAUACAUGGUGAAAUAUUGCUUAGUCAAGAAACGUGUCAUUGAAUGUGUUUUUGUUUUAAAAAUGUUGCACAUAGAAAAUGUUUAGUCUCCUUUUACUUUUCACUGUCAUCCUUUUUUUUUUUUCUUUUUCAAUUAAUAAAUCAAUUUAAA